This is a messenger RNA of Gavialis gangeticus (Gharial), 1539 nucleotides long. RefSeq names its product glutamate formimidoyltransferase-like. The coding region runs from base 231 to 1244 and encodes 337 amino acids. NCBI's taxonomy places the organism in Eukaryota, Metazoa, Chordata, Crocodylia, Gavialidae. The record is from RefSeq and is a predicted model, not a curated record. The transcript is spliced from 7 exons. Gene Ontology annotation, molecular function: transferase activity; folic acid binding.
UUACCAGUCUUAGCAACAUCACAUGUCCCCAGGGCAGCUGAAUCUUCUAGAGACAGAAGGCAAGAAGGAGGCUGCUGGCUGAGUUUGGCGGAAUCCCCAUGCUGCAGCAUUUGGGUACAAACACCCUUCUUCAGGCGACAUAGCACACAGUACACACAUCAGCUGGCAAAAUGAGGCAGAUUUGUUUCCUGUUGUGUUGUUGGCUUUCAGCAUAACUUUAGGGAGUGAAAAUGUCUUCCACAAGAGUGAGCUUUCGUUUGGCUGCCUGUUUGCUAAACAUUUCAGAAGCCAGAAAAAAAGAUGUUGUUGAGAAAAUAGCCAAAGCUGCUAUUUACAAUGAUAAUGGUAAGAACAGCAAACAGAGGCAGAAGCAUCCUCAAGCAACAGUGCUUAAUAUAUUUUCUGAUUAUGAUUACAACAGAUCGGUCAUAACAAUAGCAGCUCCCAUUGAUAUGUUGGGUGACUAUGUUGUUUCUGCCUGCGUUGAGGCUUUCAAAUCAAUUGAUCUGACUGUCCAUGAAGGAAUCCAUCCUUGCCUUGGAGCAGUGGACUUAGUUCCAAUUUACCCUCUUUUGGAUGUAGGCCUGGAGGAGUGUGGAACAGUGGCUCGAAGCAUAGCUGAGCGUCUGACUCUGCAUAUCCCAGGAUGCAGUGUGUUUCUUUUUGGGCAUGCUGAUCAACCUGAGAAGCGAAGCCUUGUUCAAAGAAGAAAGCAGCUAGGUUGGUUUAUAGGGAGGGACUUCAAAUCAAUGGAAAAUAAACCUGAUAUAGGAGCCACACUUUCCCAAAGAUAUGGUCUAACAGGUAUUGGAGCCAGCCCUUAUGUGAUGAAUUGCAAUGUGACCAUAGACACUCAAGACCUAGCUACAGGAAGAAACAUAGCAAGUGCUAUCCGAGGUAACAGUGCAAGUGGUUUGAAAGGCAUACAGAGUAUGGCUUUUCCCCAUGAUGGAAAGAUUGAAAUAGCUUGCAACGUAGAGAGCUUUGAAGAGGCAGACACUGUGGUGACCUCCCCUGACGACUCUGGGUAUAUUUCAUACUGUGUUCUUGGAAAGACACAUUAUUAUGUCUCCCCUCAAUCAGUAGAGGCUCGGAUUCAUAAAUUGGCCGCUGACCAACAAAUAAAGACUGUUGGGACAGCAUUAGUUGGCUUUACCCCAGAAGAGUGUAAGCAGCAUGCUACAUACGCAUUAAUGAAAAGCACUGGAGAGUUCUGGAAGAUGAGGGGGGGCAUUUUUAUGUGACUUCCUUUUAUCUCCAUAGAUAUAAAUCACGAUGUAUUGAGAUUAUGGUGUACAUGACUUAAUCCCAAAUUAUUUUAUUUGUGUGGGGAGACACAAAUGAGCAGUAGGGAAGCCAGUGUAUUUCAUGCUAAUAAAAUGGUCUGACAACUUAUGGUCUGACCAGCUCCUGCUGAAAACUACAAUUUGUCUGAACCUGAUUCUGCAGCUGGCUGGGAGGGGAGGCUCUUAAUUUUUAUUGGCAUGUCCAGUGAUCAUUAAAUAUCCUUCUUUCAUAAGCUCUAUGUCUUUACAGACA